Messenger RNA from Parathielavia appendiculata, 201 nucleotides. RefSeq lists its product as uncharacterized. The annotation marks the transcript as partial. Lineage: Eukaryota; Fungi; Ascomycota; Sordariomycetes; Sordariales; Chaetomiaceae. The transcript is spliced from 3 exons. The record is from RefSeq and is a predicted model, not a curated record.
CAUGGACCCGGCCCUUGUCAGGCUCGGAAACAUGAUCCAAAACCGGUACAAGUACUUCAGGUGGACCAAGCGGACGGCGGGCAUCACGUUCGUGUACGUCGCUGUCAUUCCGACGAUUAUUGGGUACUUGGGUUAUAAGACUGAUGGAUUGUGGGAUAUGCGGGCAAAGCGGAGGGGCGAUAUCAUGGCUGAGCGCUAAGA